Aspergillus terreus NIH2624 is the source of this 1056-nucleotide messenger RNA. Its product is annotated as transcription factor SUA7. The record is from RefSeq and is a predicted model, not a curated record. Gene Ontology annotation, biological process: transcription preinitiation complex assembly; transcription initiation at RNA polymerase II promoter. Gene Ontology annotation, cellular component: transcription preinitiation complex; nucleus. Bases 1 to 1056 code for a protein of 351 amino acids. Gene Ontology annotation, molecular function: TBP-class protein binding; RNA polymerase II general transcription initiation factor activity. The transcript has a single exon. NCBI's taxonomy places the organism in Eukaryota, Fungi, Ascomycota, Eurotiomycetes, Eurotiales, Aspergillaceae.
AUGGGCGCUAUAGCCGCUCCUGGGAGACAACAGGAUCCGACUCAGUGGAAAAAGAAUCUGUCCGCCCAUGUCAUCUGUCCAGAAUGCAAGGAAGUUCCGCCGAACCUCGAGUUCCCUGGCUCCCAUGAGACUGUGUGUGGCUCAUGUGGAUUAGUGCUGGCGGAUCGAGAAAUUGACAUGCACUCCGAAUGGCGUACUUUCUCCAACGAUGACCAGAACAACGACGACCCGUCUCGUGUUGGAGAUGCGGUAAACCCUCUCCUCAACGGCGACCAACUGGAAACCCAGAUUGCCAGUGGCGGCUCCGGUCGAGUCCGUGACUUGUACCGCGCCCAGAACAAGCAGUCGAGCGAGAAGGCGAACAAGGCGCUGCUUGCGGCCUACAAGGAAAUCGGUGCGUUGUGCGAUGGAUGGGGCAUUCAGAAGAACGUGGCCGAUACAGCCAAAUAUUUGUUCAAGACGGUGGACGACGCCAAGGCGUUCAAGGGCAAGUCGCAAGAUGUGAUCAUCGCCGGAUGCAUCUUCAUCGCCUGUCGGCAGCGAAAUGUUCCUCGUACCUUCCAGGAGAUCUUCGCCGUGACCAAGGUCAGCCGGAAGGAAAUCGGACGUAUCUACAAGGCUCUGGAGAAGUUCUUCCAGGCCCAGAACAAGGAGAGGCAAAACGCCGUUCUCUCGAGCGGCGGCGUCCCCGAUCCCAACGACACUUACACCGCAACGACGACGACCCGGCCCAGCGAUCUCUGCAACCGGUUCUGCAACCUGCUCGACCUCCCUUAUCAGGUUACGAGUGUAUCGUCGGCGCUGGCGGAUCACGUCACGACCAAGGGCGAUCUCGCCGGUCGGUCUCCGCUAUCUAUCGUUGCCGCCUGUAUCUACAUGGCGUCCUACCUCAUGGGCCACGGCAAACCCGCCAAGGAAAUUUCCACGGUGGCCCACGUCAGCGACAGCACCAUCCGUGGUGCAUACAAACAGCUUUACGCAAAGCGGGAGCGCUUGGUCGACCCCGAAUGGAUCAAGGAUGGCAAGGGCAAUUUGAAGAAUCUGCCCUCCAUCUGA